UCGUGUCUGAGGAAGCUCUGAGGAAGGUUUGGACAGUGUGGGAUUAUUGGGAGGUGUUUCCAGGCUAAAGCAGUGAUGCGAGAGGCUGAGCUCCGCGUCUGGGUGCGCUCUGGAUGCUGAGAGCGGGUCCUGAAGUGGCAGGCUGGGGAGAAGAUGACGGCUGCUCUGAAGGUGGAGAGCAGGAACGCGCUGGACGCUGUGAGAAGAUAUUACCUGUUCCUGUACUACCUGCUCCAGUUCCUGGGCUUCACCUGGACCUUCAGCCGCCUCAGUGCUAAUCUCAUACUGCAGGGACAGGGUUCUUUGUACAGUGCGUUCAGCUCCUGUGCUCAGGUGCUGUAUUGCUGCCAGGUGCUGGCGGUGCUGGAGGUGGUCAAUGCGGUGCUCGGCCUGGUUAAGACUCCUGUUUUUCCUGCCAUGAUCCAGGUGAUGGGGAGAAACGUGAUUCUGUUUGUUGUUUUCGGGAGUUUGACAGAGAUGCAGGGCCGAAGUGUGGCAUUCUACGUUUUCUACCUGUGGAGCUCCGUGGAGGUUUUCAGGUGUCCUUUUUACAUGCUGACAGUAAUUGGUAAGGAGUGGAGGACGCUGUCGUGGCUCUGGCCCGCUGUGUGGGUGCUGCUGUAUCCUCUGACCACUGUGGCAGAAGCUGUAGCUGUGCUCCAGGCUCUGCCUGUGUUUGAUGAGACUGGGCUCUUCAGUGUUCCUCUCCCUGAGACUGUGGGCUUCUACAUCAGUUUCUCCUUCUCUCUCAGACUCUACCUCCUCCUCACGCUCUUCGGGCUCUUCAUAAAUAUGAGGCACCUGCUGAGUCAGAGACGAAGAUGUUUACGACUGAGACGUGACUGAGGUUUGAUCCACACACUGAUUUUAGUGUUGCUUUCAAGCCCACAGGGUCAUUUUCUGAUGGUAAUAUGGUGAUAGACAGUAUUUCUUGGUGAAUACAGACCUGCUGGAGGAACAUGUGUCUAAUAACAUUCACUGAUAUGUCUGUAUUGAUUUAAA
Molecule: messenger RNA, 1002 nt
Organism: Pygocentrus nattereri (red-bellied piranha)
Lineage: Eukaryota; Metazoa; Chordata; Actinopteri; Characiformes; Serrasalmidae
Product: very-long-chain (3R)-3-hydroxyacyl-CoA dehydratase-like
Exons: 8
Coding region: 154-846 (230 amino acids)
Biological process (GO): fatty acid elongation; very long-chain fatty acid biosynthetic process; sphingolipid biosynthetic process
Cellular component (GO): endoplasmic reticulum membrane
Molecular function (GO): 3-hydroxyacyl-CoA dehydratase activity
Source: RefSeq, a predicted model, not a curated record